This is a messenger RNA of Salvia miltiorrhiza (redroot sage), 1558 nucleotides long. Its product is annotated as mitochondrial phosphate carrier protein 1, mitochondrial. Gene Ontology annotation, molecular function: phosphate transmembrane transporter activity. The transcript has 6 exons. Gene Ontology annotation, biological process: mitochondrial phosphate ion transmembrane transport. The record is from RefSeq and is a predicted model, not a curated record. NCBI's taxonomy places the organism in Eukaryota, Viridiplantae, Streptophyta, Magnoliopsida, Lamiales, Lamiaceae. Bases 249 to 1196 code for a protein of 315 amino acids. Gene Ontology annotation, cellular component: mitochondrial inner membrane.
AAGAUGAAUAAAUCCCUUCUAAUUUUGCGGGUAUCAGCAUGUAAACGUGGAUCAAUUUGAGAACAACGACAAAAGCUGAUGUAACUGUGGUAUAUAUGCGAUCAAUUCAUACGAUAUUGGAACAAAUCAACAAAGUCCUAAUGUCAAAUCGUCCCCACUAACCAAACUAUAUAUUAGCUAUGAGCCAGCGCUGCUGAAUCCGCUUUAACGUCAGAUUCUGACAGCAUUUUGGGGCGCCGGCGUUUGGGAUGGAGGCGUGGCGGCGGCGGCGCAACAUAGAGGAGUUCUCCAAGGGGUAUUACGGGGUGUGUGCGGCCGGAGGAAUGCUCAGCGCCGGAGCCGCCCAUCUCGCCAUCACCCCUCUCGAUGUGUUGAAGGUUAACAUGCAGGUCAAUCCGAUCAAAUAUAGUGGCAUCAUAUCAGGGUUUAGCACUCUUUGCAGAGAAGAAGGUGCUUCGGCUCUUUGGAGGGGUUGGUCUGGCAAACUUAUUGGUUAUGGUGUACAAGGUGGAUGCAAGUUUGGGCUAUAUGAAUAUUUCAAGAAGCUUUAUGGUGAUGUACUUGUGAAUCAGAACAAGGGUGUGAUAUACUUCCUAAGCGCUGCAUCUGCUCAAGUAUUUGCUGAUGUUGCUCUCUGCCCAUUUGAAGCCGUCAAAGUUCGAGUUCAGUCACAGCCGAGUUUUGCCAAUGGCUUGGCUGAUGGAUUUCCUAAAGUUUACGCUAAAGAAGGGUUUUAUGGACUGUACAGGGGACUGCUUCCACUCUGGGGUCGUAACCUUCCAUUCUCCAUGUUUAUGUUCACAACAUUCGAGCAUUCUGUGGAUCUAAUGCAUCGCAAAGUUAUACGAAGGAAAAGAGAAGAUUGCUCGACAGCCCAACAACUUGCUGUCACAUGUUUAGCUGGGUAUUCAGCUGGAAUUGUUGGUGCUGUGAUCUCUAACCCUGCUGACAACAUAGUUUCAUCUCUUUACAAUAAAAAGGCUGCAAGUAUAGUGCAGGCUGUAAAGAAGAUAGGGCUUGCCAAUCUGUUUACUAGAAGUCUCUCAGUUAGAAUUGCAACUGUGGGUCCUGUUGUUACUUUGCAAUGGUUUCUCUACGACAGCAUCAAAAUGUUAACCGGACUGCCUGCUAGCGGAGGGGUGAGAAGGCAUCUGAAAGAUGCUGAGUUACUCGGGUUUAAUCAGGCAGCACCUUAACAAAGCCAAACAAUGGUCGUCUUUUGCAUAGACUAGAAAUAAAAAGAGACGUCGUUUUGAGUUUAAUCGUCUCAGCCUCGAGUUUAUGUGAGCCGUGCUCUGCUGAGUUAGCUAGAGGGCAGUUUCUUUCUUAGCCAAAGGUAUCUAGUGUUUAUGGAAGGAAAGAUAGGCACAUCAUAUCUAAUUAUAUAUGAUAUGAUAUGUUGAUAGAUGUUUAUGUGAUUGCAAUUUUGUAAAUAAACCAUGAAACUAUAAAAUCGCAGUGGUAGAAGCUAUAUGUACGAGUUGCUGCUUCUAAAUUUUUACUAGUUCACAACUUCUUUAGGUAUAUUUAUAUUUGAUGAGUUUGGUUUAUUUUUCUA